AUGGCGAACCCCCAGGACUACACAGUUGGCUGGAUCUGCGCCCUCACCACCGAGUUUGUCGCUGCCCAGGCUUUCCUCGACGAAGAACACGAGGACCCUCGAGAGGUGGCCCAGAACGACAAUAACAAUUAUGCCUUAGGCCGAAUCGGAAGUCAUAAUAUUGUGAUUGCCGUCUUGCCCGACGGGAAGUACGGUACGGCUGUUGCCGCGGCCGUAGCAAGAGACAUGCUUGGCAGCUUCCCGAAUAUCCGCAUCGGACUCUUGGUCGGUAUCGGUGGUGGUGCGCCAAGUCCAAAUCGUGACAUACGUCUCGGCGACAUUGUAGUCAGCAGCCGUGACGGCGGAAAAGGCGGGGUGUUUCAAUAUGAUUUUGGCAAGACAAUCCAGAAUCAGUCUUUCCAAGAAACAGGGUUCUUAGACCAACCGCCGAUGGUGUUGCGGACAGCAGUUAGUGCCCUCAAGGGUAGGUACGAAUUGAAAGGCCACCGGCUUAAUGACGACGUAGAAAUGGCAUUGCAGAACAUCAAGAAGCGAAGGAAGUACUCCCGCCCACCUUCAAGUAGCGACAGACUGUACCGAUCCGACAUCACACACCCUUCAAACUCGUCCGAAUGCUGUAGUAUGGUGUGCAGCGACGACUCAUCCCAUACAGUGGUCCGUGCUGAACGGGACGAAGAAGACGACUACCCAGCCAUCCACUAUGGAUUAAUCGCCAGUACCAAUCAACUGAUGAAGGAUGCGCUUAUGCGGGACAAGUUGGCGGCAGAAAAGGGCGUCCUCUGCUUUGAGAUGGAGGCGGCAGGCCUGAUGAACCACUUCCCAUGUCUGGUUAUACGCGGUAUAUGCGACUAUUCUGAUUCUCAUAAGAACAAGGAGUGGCAGGGCUUCGCGGCCAUGGUGGCAGCUGCGUAUGCGAAAGAUCUUCUGCGUCAGAUCCCGCCUAAUAAAGUCGAGGCCGAGAGGAGGAUUGGCGAGGUUCUGAGUUCCAUUGGAAUGACAUUGAAUGAUGGGCAGGAAACGUUGAUUGUAACCAAAGUAAUAGUGGAGACGGUCAGAUCGAAUCAGCAUGUGGCCAAGGUGAAAGAAUGGCUCUCUCCUCCUGACUCCUCGACCAAUGCCAAUCGUGCAAGACAACUCAGACAUGAAGGAACUGGGGAGUGGUUCCUCAAUAGCGCUGCCUUCAGAGAAUGGGAAACUGGAUCACGUCGGCAUCUGUGGCUCUACGGGCUGCCAGGAUGUGGCAAGACAGUUCUGAGCACGACGAUUCUCGACCACCUUAUGAAUAUAGAUGACCAUAUAACCCUUGAUUUCUUUUUCGACUUUAGCGACACAACGAAACAGACCGUAGACGGCAUGUUGCGCUCGCUUGCCUUCCAACUCUACAAGCUCGAAGUCGAUUCUUCGAGAGAACUUGAUGGUCUAUUCAAAUCCCAUCGGGAUGGUAGGGACCAACCGACGACCAAGACACUUUUAGGCUGUCUCUAUACGAUGUUGAGAGGCCCGGUAAAGAUUUUUCUGGUACUGGAUGCUUUGGACGAGUCUACUGCAAGAGUCGAACUUCGUCAUUGGAUAAAGGACGUUAUAUCUACCCCCGAUCUUGGUCAUGUCCGACUGAUUGCCACCGGGCGCCCAGAAGCAGAGUUUCAACGUGAGAUUCCUCCCUUGAUUGGAAAAGACAACUGCCUGUUACUUGAUAAGGACGCCAUCAACGCCGAUAUACGCUCCUAUGUCAUGGCAAGGCUUGAACAGAGCCCGGAAUUUGCUAAAUGGGCAUCGUUUCCAUCCGUACUGGAGCAGAUUCGCAACGAAAUCGGAAGCAAACCAGAUGGGAUGUAA
Molecule: messenger RNA, 1836 nt
Organism: Fusarium oxysporum Fo47
Lineage: Eukaryota; Fungi; Ascomycota; Sordariomycetes; Hypocreales; Nectriaceae
Product: ankyrin repeat protein
Exons: 2
Coding region: 1-1836 (611 amino acids)
Biological process (GO): nucleoside metabolic process
Molecular function (GO): catalytic activity
Source: RefSeq, a predicted model, not a curated record